This is a messenger RNA of Anneissia japonica, 747 nucleotides long. RefSeq names its product multifunctional methyltransferase subunit TRM112-like protein. Gene Ontology annotation, biological process: rRNA (guanine-N7)-methylation; tRNA methylation; peptidyl-glutamine methylation. NCBI's taxonomy places the organism in Eukaryota, Metazoa, Echinodermata, Crinoidea, Comatulida, Comatulidae. The transcript is spliced from 4 exons. The record is from RefSeq and is a predicted model, not a curated record. Gene Ontology annotation, molecular function: protein heterodimerization activity. Bases 60 to 455 code for a protein of 131 amino acids.
CAACAGAAAUUGAAUGCCAUGUGAGAUUUUUGUUUUGAGUCGUGUUUCUUUCAAUUUUGAUGCGUCUAAGUACACUUAGAAACAUGAAACUCUUAACCCAUAACAUGCUGACAUCUCAUGUCAAAGGCGUCAAGAAUGGCUAUCCACUAAAAAUUGAGGCUCAAGAAGUCAAAACUGUAGAAGUGGAUUUCAAUCCAGAUUUUGUUUCAAGGAUGAUUCCAAAACUAGAGUGGCGAGCUCUUUUUGAAGCGGCGCAAACUUUGGAUCUUGUGGGUGCACUCCCUCCAGAACCAAUCGCUGAAUUUGAGAGUAACGAAGAUUUUUUGAAGGAGGUUCACAGAGUAUUACUAGAGAUUGAGGUGGUAGAAGGAAAUCUUGUGUGUCCAGAAAGUGGAAGAAAGUUUCCAGUAAGCAAUGGCAUUCCAAAUAUGCUACUAAAUGAAGACGGAUCCUGAUGAGGAAAAAUACUGUAAAAACAAUGUAUGGAAUGAGGAAGGGAGAGUAGGUAGAGAGCCUAGUCGGUACACAUUGUGACGUUGUAAAUAUUAGGUUGGUUUUGUCCAAUUCGCAAACUUGUAAGGAAAUUGUUUCUUUGUGGACUUAAUGCAACUUUAGCCCAAAUGAUAGCUGGACAGGGAGAUGUUUUAAAGUUCUAUUGUUUAUUGUGCUUACUAUUACAGUUUACAUAUUUCACAGAAAAAACAAGUGAGAAGAAUCUCAAAAUAAAAAGAUCAAAGUCAACAGGUA